AUGAUACUAGGCAGUCGAUCGGCUGCAGGAAUCCGCGCUGUCAGAGCCUUCUCCAGCGUAGCAGCCGCGGAACCCUCGACACAGGCCAGGGGUCACGUGUCCGUUUUGCACGCCCUGGCUGAGGCAAACUCACGAGCAGAUCUGUAUAGAGCUGCAAGGAGGUCGCAGGAUGUUCUUAGAAGAGGGUGUUAUGAUGCUUUGGAGCCCGGUAGCUCACCUGAGCAAGCCUCCGGGGCCGGUCAUCGACCCGGCACGGAAGGAUCCAACGUUCCCGACUUAGGUGGUUUUCAUCCACAUAGAGAUAACCCUACCUAUCGCAAUAUAAGCUGUACGCUACAUGACUAUGGAGUUUUCAAAGCAGCUGUUCGUAACGUUAUUCGCCAGGGAUGCAGUGACGUCACGGUGUGGUCAACGUUGGACAAGCACAUGAACCAGCUUACGAAGUCAUCUUCGGAACUAUACUUAAAUACUGCGCAUCAAAUCCUGUAUAGCUUGUCCCAAUUCAAGUGUCAUGAUCACAUUUUGAAGUCAAAGGUGGAAAGCAUUGCAGCUGGUAUCUUUGAUAAAGUCGCGGCCGCGGCUAGGCGGGAACUUCGCCGAGGAGUUAUAGACCUGAAGUUAGAGCCUCAACGGAACAUCGGGAGUUUAGAUAACGUAGUCGUUAAUGGUGAUGGUGACGAAAGAAGCAACGCCAUCGACGAUGCGCAUCGCCCUUCAUCGUCCGGAUUAGACCUUGAGUACGUGUGGAAGCUGUGGCACCUGCUUAACACAAGCUCCACAAUACGUAACAGUGAAGUUGCGCAACUUCUACUGGAGGUGAUGGAAUCGCGCAAGCAGGAGCUAUGUUCUUUCGACUUCCUCAGGACGCUGUGCACCAUGAGAGUGAUGCUGCAGCACGGGGGUCGGAUUGCUAAAGUAGAGGAGAGAUUACUCCUAAAACUUUUCAAAAGGCUAUUGAUGCUGCUAAAUCACAGUCCAGAUGUGGAAUCAAUGGUAAUAACAUCAUCGGAGCUUAGGGAUGAUGCCCCUUAUGCGGCCGGUUGCAGCCCAGACAAUACCGAAGGGCCCUUAGCUAACGACCAUCUCAAACAACGGGAUUCGAUCGAGCACCAACAACUGACGCCGCCUGGCAUUCUGUCUAAGGAAGGAAACCUAUACUUGACUAUCGGCCAUAUUCGUAGUAUCUUUGAGAUGCUCUCUUGCAUGUGCGACAAGAUGUCAGCUUCGUCAUUUGCAAGCAUGAUGGCGUCUAGUGGUUGCGUGCCGGGUAUUACUCGGAUGUUAGAUGCAGCAACUGUCGUUGUGGGACGAUCAGUAGCCCUGAGAAAACGUCUGCGUAGCGCAAUAGUGGCUUCUGGCCCGGCUGAAGCCUCCACCAUCGAUGUCCCAGUUGACGAUUGUCAUCAUAACCUUAACGCUAUGGAAUUGUCCCACACAAAGACAUUGAACUCGGCUGUCGCAUUUGUGAAACAUUUAGAUCGCAUCAGCGAUAUGGAUGGACAGCACUCAAAGCUCCUGUUUCCUAUUCGUGGACAUAUGUUAAAAUUCGUCUGCGUAUUCUUUCGUGACGUAUCAUGCGGUAAAAUCGAGGAUAACAUUUCACAGCUUAGGGCUGGUCAUUACAUACUUCUUUCCGCCGCUGCCAAUGGCCAGUGCAGCGAUGAUCAUAUGAUGGCAUUAAGUAAGUGGGCCAUUACAAUGAUCCGGGGAAUUUCCGAAUCGACAUGGCCAUCGACUCAUUUAACGCACCUUAUCCGCCUAAUGAUGCAGAUGGACAAGUUUGUUGCGCUACUCAAGGAUCUUGGUGUAGCGGCCAUGUUAAUGCCCGAACACUUGACGGUCACGAGUGAUGUGCUGUGCCGUUUUGUGAAUUCUGACGACAUAAUUUUAGGGGGUGGCGCAGUGGACAUUGGUGGUCGAAUAAGGGCGCUUAUUCUGCUGCAGAAGUAUGGAAUGCUGUCGACAAGCCAGUUAUCUGCAUUUCUUGAGACUCUGCGCGGCAACACCAACAUCCUAGAAUGGCAGCCCCAAGAUAUCGCAAUGCUGUGCGACGUGGUGAAGCGGCAGUUUAAUGAAGGAAUGCCUCAUCUCCCAGUGUUGGACUCCGGUGUGGCCGUGAUCAGCAAGCGAUGCGAUGAUGAUGCGGCGUCACCAACCACGGAGACGAUCAGUGGCGAUAAGGCCGAAGUGGCGGUGGAACUUGCUCGUGUGCUGGUGUCGUCCGUGGCUGCAUGUGUGGGAGGUGUGUCAGGAUUCGGUUGGACAUUGAACCACGACCAGCUGCUAUCAGUGCUGGGCAGCCACGUGGCAUUAUGUGGCGUUCCGGAUUGUGCGAUGAUCGCCCAUGCCUGCAGACGGUGCGCCACCAUGAACAUUCAGCAGUGCGUGAGCUGCCUGACGCUAGCCUCUGAAGCUGUGGAGGAGAUGGCCGUGCAGCGCAUCUCCCAUCUGCUUGGUAGUCGGCAUACCGUGUUGGACAUCACACCAGUGCUGUCCAUGCUGUGCGACGUGGCAGUGUCCAUCGCCUCCGAUAGUGGCGCUGCGCAUGUGCCGUUGUUGAUCAACCCCCGUCGAGAAGACGCCACGUCAACUGUAACAGAGCCACCUGUGUUGAACUGCAACGGGGCAGCGAGUAAAUUGCGCCACGCCACCGCCCAUAAACUGCACCGCGCACUAUCAUUGGCGGACCGUCACUUGGUAGUACUGGACGACGCGUCUGUGCUGAAACGCCGCAUGCAGAAGCAGAUCCAGCGUAUGGUGCGGUGUAGCCGUCGUACUACGAGUGGCCAGCGUGUCGACCCGACUCUAGAGGCACCGGUCAUCGCUGCUCAGAGUGCCGUUCUGCGUUACGUCGCCCGCUUCGGAGAGCGACAUCCACAGAAAGGGAAGACUACACUCAGCUCUAUUAAAUGUUGGUCAUGGCUGACGCGCAUCGGUGUUAAUUGCAUGCUCCAGUCAGUCAGUAAUCUUCUUUGA
Babesia ovata is the source of this 2976-nucleotide messenger RNA. RefSeq names its product haloacid dehalogenase-like family hydrolase, putative. The record is from RefSeq and is a predicted model, not a curated record. The transcript has a single exon. NCBI's taxonomy places the organism in Eukaryota, Apicomplexa, Aconoidasida, Piroplasmida, Babesiidae. Bases 1 to 2976 code for a protein of 991 amino acids.